GACCUGAAGUACGACGUGGGCGGAGGGGAGAAGUUCGACUCCCUCACCGAUCUGGUAGAGCACUACAAGAAGAACCCCAUGGUGGAAACUCUGGGCACCGUGCUUCAGCUCAAACAGCCGCUGAACACUACUCGUAUUAACGCUGCCGAGAUAGAGAGUCGAGUUCGGGAGCUGAGUAAAUUAGCCGAGGCCACAGACAAAGUCAAACAAGGCUUCUGGGAAGAAUUUGAGACGUUGCAGCAACAGGAGUGCAAACUGCUCUACAGUCGUAAAGAAGGCCAGAGAGCAGAGAACAAAAACAAGAACAGAUACAAGAACAUUUUGCCUUUCGACCACACGCGUGUGUGUCUGAAUGACGGGGACCUAAAUGAGCCGGGCUCUGACUACAUCAACGCCAAUAUCAUCAUGGUAGUAUCUGCUAUCAUGCCGGAGCUGGACUCAAAGUGUAACACCACCAAGGGGAAGAAGUCCUACAUCGCCACUCAGGGCUGUCUGCAGAACACCAUCAGUGACUUCUGGCGGAUGGUGUUUCAGGAGAACUCUCGAGUCAUCGUCAUGACGACCAAAGAGGUGGAGAGAGGAAAGAGUAAGUGUGUGAAGUAUUGGCCGGACAUGUCGGCUCUGAAGGAGUACGGCGCCAUGCGUGUCCGCAACGUCCGCGAGACAUCUGCUCACGACUACAUCUUAAGAGAACUCAAACUGUCCAAAGUCGGACAGGGUAACACAGAACGCACAGUGUGGCAGUAUCACUUCAGGGCCUGGCCGGACCACGGAGUCCCCACCGACCCCGGCGGUGUACUCGACUUCUUAGAGGAAGUCAACCUGAAACAGGAGAGCAUACUGGACGCUGGACCUAUAGCGGUACACUGCAGUGCAGGAAUCGGGCGGACAGGAACGUUUAUAGUGAUCGACAUCCUGAUAGAUGUGAUCAGAGAAAAAGGAGUCGACUGUGACAUCGACGUGCCAAAGACCAUCCAGAUGGUUCGCUCUCAGCGCUCAGGGAUGGUGCAGACCGAGGCGCAGUACAGAUUCAUCUACAUGGCCGUACAGCACUACAUAGAGACGUUGCAGAGACGCAUAGAGGAGGAACAGAAAAGUAAGAUUAAAGGGCGCGAGUACACCAACAUUAAGUACUCCUUGUCUGACCUGACUGGAGGAGAGCAGAGCCCUUUGCCUCCUUGCACUCCUAUUCCUACUCCCACCUGCACAGAGAUGAGGGACGACAGCUCCAGAGUGUAUGAGAACGUGGGCCUGAUGCAGCAGCAGAAGAGCUACAGAUGAGAUUCACCUUUGACCCCAGUGCUCUGUCAGUUCCAGGAUCUUGAUACCUGACAGUUUUUUCGCCAGCCACACCUUGACGCCUGAGACUUGACCGUAAUAAAUAACAUGGAACAAUGGAAAACACACACACACACACACACACACACACACACACACACACACACACACAUUAUAUAAGAGAGACCAGACAGCAGGCGGCUCCUGUUCCUGUUCUCGCUCAUUCUACACCAACGUCGGCCCUCUAGUUGAAUUUAAAACCACUGUGAUCAUCAGAAGAGCCUCCGAGAAGCCUAAAAACACGCUAAACCCUCAAAUAAACCACAGUUCGGGUUUAGCCGCGACAAAGGGCUGCAAACAGCGAGCGCUCACCUCAGAGGGGAGGGGAAAAAAAAAACAAAAAAAAAACAUAGCUAACAUUUUUCUCAUCUCUCAUCUUUCAAAAAAGAAAAAAAGUUUUAUUAACCAAAGGAAAAUAAUGUAGAUUGUUUUUUGCUUUUUUUUUUUUAUAUAGAUGGAAGAAGUGAGGAGUUUUUUGUUUUUUUUUCUGGCUUGUGCCAAAACCACGAGUUUUAAGUUAACCUUCGUGUCGUCCUCCCGGGUCAAAUUGAACCCGUCUCUUUUGACUGUUCCUUCUCUUCCUUUCCUUCCUCCCUUCCUUCCUUCUUUCCUCUGUCCUUCUUUCAUUCCUUCCUCCCUUCCUCUUUUCCUUUCUCCCUCCCUCCCCCCUACCUUCCUUCUUUCCUUUCCUCCUUCCUUCCCUUCCUUCCUUUCUUCCUCCCUCCUUUCCU
Molecule: messenger RNA, 2069 nt
Organism: Scomber japonicus (chub mackerel)
Lineage: Eukaryota; Metazoa; Chordata; Actinopteri; Scombriformes; Scombridae
Gene: ptpn11a
Product: protein tyrosine phosphatase non-receptor type 11a
Exons: 12
Coding region: 79-1281 (400 amino acids)
Biological process (GO): protein dephosphorylation
Molecular function (GO): protein tyrosine phosphatase activity
Source: RefSeq, a predicted model, not a curated record